Molecule: messenger RNA, 5522 nt
Organism: Alligator sinensis (Chinese alligator)
Lineage: Eukaryota; Metazoa; Chordata; Crocodylia; Alligatoridae
Gene: STUM
Product: stum, mechanosensory transduction mediator homolog
Exons: 3
Source: RefSeq, a predicted model, not a curated record
CCCUACCUGUCCUUCCCCGUGGCCGUGCUCUGCCUCUUCCUCAACACCUUCGUGCCAGGGCUGGGAACAUUUGUGUCUGCCUUCACAGUGCUGUGCGGAGCCCGGACUGACCUCCCUGACAGACACAUGUGCUGUGUCUUCUGGUUGAACAUUGCUGCAGCUCUCAUUCAGAUCCUGACGGCUAUCGUGAUGGUUGGCUGGAUCAUGAGUAUAUUUUGGGGGAUGGACAUGGUCAUUCUUGCUACGGAGCGGCGGUGCAGAGCAACAGAUGGGGACCUGCACUGAUCCCUUUUAGAACCGGAGGUGAAGCAAAACGCGGCGCAGGUUAGGACUGGCACAGUCAACAUGUCAUGAUGGGCAACCAGUCCGGAGGAGGGAGGAGAGCAUUGCUAGAGUGAGACAUCGCUGAGGAAGAGGGCACUUGGGAAGGCUGCCGGGACAAGAGAUCUGGUAGCUGGGGUCUCUGCUUUCUUCAUCUGCAGGUUGGGAAGCAGCUGGAGACAUUUUGCCUCCUUUAUAAUUCACCAUUGAAGGAUCCCAGCUGUGAAUAUCAAUGCCAAGGAGCUAUUUAUAGAUCUCUGUACAGUAUGUAAAAGCAAAAGCUGAAUGGUACCUUGUUUCCUGAGAGCUCUUUCUUGACUGCUUUGUGGUAGCAAAGGGGUGCAACUCAGCCUUUUUCCUGCUCUGUGUGUGUGCGUGUGUUUAUGAUGCUCACUGAAGCUCUGUCAUUGCAGAUGUCCUGAGAUUUUGCUUGCUGUAAAUCAUACUUAACUGCUAAGGGGACUCAGGCUGGGAAUACGUCCUGCCCUCCUACCCGCUGAAAGCCGAGAAGAGGCAGAAUCUACUGCCAGCCAGUGCCAGACUAAUACUUGCAAAGGACUGGUACUCAAUUGUGUGAUCCGUGCUUUGUGCUCGGGGUGGGCUGGGGGAGGUUAUGUGCUGUCUAUAGCUUCUGGCUGAACCUGGAAUUUACAGGGAAUAAAAUGGCCCUCCUGCACCUGCCCCAGCCCCUGCCGCUGAAAGAGACUUGCUGAUAAAUAUCAUUGUAUUUUAGAAAUUAUUAUACUGUGUGUCUUGUGGCCUGUGCUGAAAGAGGGGGCAGUCUUGGUCCACUCCCCCAUGGGCAAGUGCCUGGAUUUCAAAGACAACUACAACAGAUGGCAUUCAUUGGGCAUCUUGUUAGCAGUCCCAGUCAAGAGACCAGUAGUACAGUGAAGCUUGCACUACUGCCUAUGCUGUGUCUGUGUGUUGGCUAAAGAAAAGAACUUCUUUCCCCAGGCCCUUUAGUUAAGCACACCAGGAUGGAAUUUGCAAGAGGCUACAUGGCCUGAUUUUCAGAGGUGCUGUGAGGAUUCAGCACUUCUGCGUACCACGCUCAUGGUGAGUGCAUUGUAAGAAAUGCAUGGAACUGUGUUGGCCAGGUUACUUUCCAGUCUGGAGAGACAAGACAGGCCGUUCAAGGGCAUGGUGCACAAUGAUGCUGCCAUUCUCACCCAGGGAGAAUUAGUCUUUUUAGCAAAUUAAUUAAAAUAACCCCGUAGCCUUAAUGGAGGUGCACCAAAAUAUGGUGGACAUGCAUCAAUCUGUAAGACUCUGUCACUGACUCUCUCUCUUCCUGUCUCUCUCUCUCUUUCACACACACAUGCAUGCACUCACCUUCAUGUCUUCAGUGGAAAGCUAGUGGGGAAGGGGCUAGAGAAAAGCAUCCCAUCUCCCAAGAGCUUUCAGUCUAGCUGCCCCUUCCUGAUAAUUGCUUGCAUUCAAAUUGUAUGACAUCUUUUCAGACAUUGAAAGCAAACCCAUACUUUUAGUUAGAACAGACUUUGCUGUAAAGAGAACAGAUAUCGGUGAGGGAGCACACCACGGACGUGCCUCUUGUCUAUGAUAGCCUGUAGUGGAUUGAAUACAAAAUGGCAGCCUGGCCGUGUAGAUAGCAGGCUUCUUCGAGGUUUAAAAAGGCAGUGCACAGCAAACACAAAGACAUAGCUAGAUAGACUGCAGUUUAGACUUGCUCUGAACAGUCAUGGGUCCCCUGCAUUUUGUAGUGUAGUGCAGGGGGCUGGCAACCUUUCAGUAAGAGCAGGCUGAAUUAACACAACUUGGUCCUCCUUGGGCUGGAGGUGGCAGGUAAGGGAGGUGGCCACUAGAUGGCGGGUCCUUGCACCAACAUGUUUGGAGAGUGGGAUAAAAUCACUUUGCAGAUCUUAGGUGGCCAACCCCUGAUGCAGAGUCUAAAAAUCACUCCAGGAAGCAUGGGCAGGAGCGUGAGCUCCCUUUAGCAGUGGCAUACUAAGCAGGUAUCUUAAUCCAAGCGCUCUCUUCCCUGCUAUAAUUUGUGCAACUGGCCUUCAGCCAAAUGCCCUCUUCCUUGGAUCUCUCUACUGUAUUUUAACAACUUUUGCAGCACCAAGACAUUGGCCACUGUGGUCCCCCUGCCUUACCUGUGGCUGAUUAGGGUAGGGUGUUAUGUCUUUUGGUUGUGUCAGGGUUGACUCUGUAGUUUUGUUAAUAAGUUACAUAAAGGAUUUGUUUAGGAUGGUGUGGAUAGGGAUGAUCCAACCUUAUGUAGGAGUCUGGACUAGAAAACCUCUGGAGGUCCCUUCCAGCUCUGCUUCCCUAUGAUUCUGAGAUUCAAUUUGGACCUUUUUAAUGUUUCUUUAGUCUUCUGGGGAGCCAGGGUUUCCUCUUCCCCCUCUACUCACAUCACCCAUAUAGUCUCCUCCUCAAAAGUGUGUUUCAGUAGUUCACUUUGUUCCUGUUUAUUUGGAUUUAAAGCGUAAACUCUGCAAUACAUCCAUUAGCACUCAGCCAGGGGAGAUAACAGUCCAUUUUGCUUAUAAAAAAAGUGUUUCCCCAAAGCUCAGGUCACCAUUUACAGUCCCAUCUCUGUUCGUAAGGACUAAAGUGGCAGCAAGAGCAGUUGGCUUUAAAAAAAUACCAACCAAAAUUAUGUGGGUUUGCCAGCAUAAAUGUAAAACCCUUUCCAUCCCACCUCAGUUGGUCUAAGCCCUCCAGAUAAUACACCAGGUAAAAUAGAUUAGCUUUGCAAUCAGCAAAUUGCCCACAUGGUUAAUAGAUUCAGGCUCUGUCUGACAAGGGAAGUAGGGGGGGGAGAGUGGGAGCCCAGAGAUUUUCAGUUAAAUAUUAUAGGCAUUUUGCAGUUAAACCCAGGGAAUUUUAGCUUGAGCUCAAAGGCCUUACUAUCACACAUAGUGGGAGCAUCUACAUGCAGUGCUAACUGUGCAGUAGGUUAAUUCAAUUGCAUAUUAGCACGUCAUGGCAAAAACUGUGCUAUUGUGCUAAUGCACAGUAGAAUUAGUUUACUGUACAUUAGCGUCAUUUAAAAGGUGUGUACCGGUGCUACUGUGCAGUAGUGCUAAUGCCAGUGUUAUUACAGGUACUAAACUUAAUACGCAGUAACUACAGCAUAUUAAUGAAUAUGUAGACAUGCCCAGUGAGGGCAAUAGAGACUUUCUCCCAGGACUCAUGCGCAUAAUGCCAACAACGUAUUUAUACAAUCAUUAUGCCCAACUUUCAGCUGGCCUGUUAUGUUUCAUGCAUAUGCUUAUUGGUACAUGUAAAGACCACAUGAUGUCUGAGAACUGAGCUGGAGAUAUCUCUAACCAGCCUACAUGCACGUGCCAAUGCAGCAUUUCCUUGGGAAAAUGAAGCAGACCCACUGAAAAUGUCCCAUUAUGUCUGUAUGGCACCUGGGAGGGCAGACAAACAUGUUUAGCUUGGCUCUGUCCUCCCGAGAGGACCAAGUGCAGAAAGAGAAGUGACAAUAGGGACUGCUCACACAGGAAUAAAUGAAACAACACUACAUUUGCAAAAGAUCAAUCCAGUUGGCUCUGAGCUAGCUCUUCCUGUGUCCUGACACAUACUGUUCAUGUUAGAGCACUGGUUCUCAACCUUUUUUGUACCAGGACCUAUCUGUAAACAUAGAUGGCCAGUCCCAACUCAGUGCCCCUCACUCCUGACCCACUGCCCUCAGGCCUCAGCCCCUCAGUGUGUAGGGCAGGGGGUGGGUGUGCAGGUAUCUUAACACAUGCAAUCCAUGUACCAACAUGCCUGUACACAAUUUGCCUCACUAAGUCCUCCUGGGAAAGGGCAGACACAGAGAUCUGGUUCCUGAGCUGGAACUCUUGAUAGCCUGCAAAGAAAAGCCUACAGUUUCCCAUGUUUUUCUCUUCAAGGAGUAUCCCUUUUUAAAGUUUGUUCACAACCCUUUCAUAUAUUCUUGUGACCCACUUUUGAGUCACGACCGACAGGUUGAGAAAUGCUGUGCUAGAGUACUUCACAGACAUGAGGACCCAUUUUACGGAUGUGACCCUGAGGCACAACGAGAUGAAAUUAUUUAACUAAAGUUGUAAAGCAGAGCUAGGAACAGAAACUAGGUCUUCUUUGUUCUUAGGCUGAUGCCUUAAACAUUGAACCACACUGCUAGGCUGAACAUGCAGCAAAGAUAAAUCUCCUUUAUUGAAAUGUAGCUUUGUUGAAAUACACGGCACCAUUUCCUGCAGUGUGGAGCAAACAGGAUAAUGUUACCUUCAAAUUUUUGGAGGAAGAAAGAUUAUAAAAAACCCUCACCGACUCUCGAGAGUUAAAACCCACCUGGUGCAGUUAGCAGUAAAGCAGGUUUCUUCCAUGAGAGGCAUCAGUCACUGCUGUUCCUUAACUGCGCUGUGAACAGUUAGCAAAGAAAACCAGCUGUUGUUAUCAUUACACAACAGUCUGAGCUGGAGAGAUGGGUAACUCACUCUGCCAAAUAGAAGGUUCCUCAACAGCAGCACUUUCAAAUGACAUACCAGUUCAUCAGUGCUGAAUCACACCAGAAAUGAUGCCACACACCAUCUGACACCAGCAUGAAUGUAAUUGCCAGGAUUACUGUUACUCCAGUUAAUUACCCAAAGGGCUGUUGAUUGGGACAGGGACAUUACUUAACUAUUCCCAGUAAUUUAUAACAAAUAGACAAGAUAACCAAAUGGCUACUCAUUGUGCACAGCUCAGCGCUUUACUACAGUACUACUUGGCACUUCUGCAGCUCCUUCAGGGCAAAGAACUUCACAAAUCUGAUGCUGCACAGUAACCCACGAGCUCCAGGAGGACAAUUAUCCUUGUUCUAUGGAUGAGAUACCUGAGGUGCAGACCAGAGCAGUGGCCUACUCAAAGUCAGACUGUGAGUUAGCUGCUCAGGCAGGAACAUAGCUCCCCAGGCUUGUGUUACAGUCACAUGGAGUGGCAUCUCAUCCAGGUUCCUACCUAGGGAUGAGCCUCAUUCAAAAAAAUCCUCAAGAAUUUGUCUGGGGUACAUGGGUGUAAUUUAGGAUGGAGUCUAGCCCUUUGGUUUUCAGUACUAUAACCAGGUCAGGAAUGAGGAGGAAGUCAAGACUGCAGUCCACUGUACAAUGCAUCCGUAAGAACUACUUCACAGUCAGGGCAGCUAGGAUCUGGAACCAACUUCCAAGAGAAGUGGUGCUGGCUCCUACCCUGGGGCUCUUUAAGAAGCGGCUUGAUGCCUA